CCCCCCCUCUCUCUCUCUCUCACUGCGCAGUUUCGAGAGGCUUCAUGAGAAAUUAAAAGUGACAGCUGUGAGUGCCACUGAACGGUAGGCGCUCGACUUUAAGGCGAACCGUUAACCGGAGAGGAUGCGCGCGGAGGCCACGGCGUUCGGGAUCCUUUACGGUUUCACGGUGUUGGCGAGCUGCCGCGGUACCCGAGUGGUGAGCGGUCAGACUGUGUGUCAUGGUGGCACUGAGAAGCCGUGCUAUAAAAUCGCAUACUUCAGUGACGUGUCGAGCCGCGUGGCCUUCUGGGAAGCUCAGCAAGUGUGUGAGGUGGACGGCGGAUCGCUCCUGAGCGUCGAGAACAUCACUGAACAACAGCACAUUGAACAACUUCUGCAAAAUCUCAGUAGGACCAGUUCAGGUUCAGGGAUCGCCGAUGGAGAUUUCUGGAUCGGUCUGACUCGUGUGAACCCCGGGAGUCCAGAGGAACAUGCCAGCAUCACUUCCUGUCCAGAUCUGUACAGAUGGACGGAUGGUAGCGUGUCUCAAUUCAGAAAAUGGUACACAGACGAACCGUCCUGCGGAGGGGAGGCGUGUGUAGUGAUGUACCAUCAGCCCACAGCUCAGGCUGGUUUAGGAGGACGGUACCUUUAUCAGUGGAACGAUGACAGGUGCAACAUGAAGCACAAUUUCAUCUGCAAGUACGAAGCAGAGAGCCACCUGGUAAAGGAGCACGGAGACAGACCUGCAAGUCGCGACACAGAUCCUUCACAAGACAAUGAAGAAGUGAUGAAAACUCCUGACGUUUAUGAGGACAAAAGCCUUGACGUCACCGUGGCAGGCGACUCGAGUAUGCUGCUGAUUUACGUGAUCAUCCCAACCAUUCCUCUGCUCCUGCUCAUCCUGGUGGCAUCAGGAACCUGCUGCUUCCAGAUGCUAAGCAGGAAACCACGGACGAAAACGAGCGUGAACCAGUCAACACUCUGGAUCUCCAAGACACCAAAAUCCGACAGCGCAAUGGAGGUGUAAAAGAAACCCCGCAACAACUUUUAAGCAAACGCUUCAUGGUCCACACGCUCGUACGUCCUGGUCAGUGUUAACGUCGUGAUCCACUCGAAUCCUGUGAUGUCUUUCUACGACGGCUUUUACUGCUGUGCGCUGAAACGAAUCUCGCCAAUUAUUUCAUUAAUCUCGGUUUCCUCUUCACCUAACGAGCCGAAUCCGUAAUCACGCCUGCGUUCCUGCGUCUCUUCUCUCAUCCUGCUCUCCGUUUCCUUCCCUCCCUCAGAGAGAGCCAUCAGAGAGCGCAACUCGUUUGCAGAAAGAAAUCUUCACCUAAUUGCCAGCAAACACCGAGAGCAAUUAAAUUAGUGUAAUUAAGACGGGUGAAAGCCGUUACAGGAUCCGCAUAAAGAGAUUAGUUUCAAGUGUCAGCUAAAACCGAAUAGAGUUGUGCCACUUCCAAAACACCUCUGUGCCAGAAAAUUAACACUGAGUCUAAAUGAGGAUUUGAGUUUUAUUUCUAAAUUUAUUUCUAAUUUUAAAGGCCCGAGAAAUAACACAAAGGCUUUGCUAAGGAAAAACAUCAAGUCUCAAAUCCUACAUUUUGAAUUCAGUAUUAAUGUCGUUUUAAUAUUCGACUUUAGAAAUGAUUUGAAGUGAGACACAACUGUGAUGUUUGAUGGCGUCCAACGCUGUAAACACUAUCACCGUUGCCACCCCAACGUUGUUUAUUUUCCGAUAACAGCAUGUCGCAAACUAUUAUUAUUAUUAUUCCUCUUGUUACACCACAGCAAACCGUCAACGAUUACGAGCUUUGUACUAUUUAUCCACGUCCUCUUACAUGGGCGAUCAAGUUAGUACUAAACCGAGUUAGCUCAUGUUCGCGCUCAUGUUCCGUCCUCUCUCUUUUUCUUUAUCCAGAACUUUUCUCAGCUGGAUAUCUGUAAAACAUUUCUGAAGACUUUUCCUCUAGUGGAAAUUGUAUUGCCUGUUGCAAAUCACUGACACUGGAGACUCCUUCCACCAAUGAUAUGGAAUGGUAAAUAGAGGUCAUGUGACCGUAUUCCGUAUUGGUACCUCGCCACUAAAAACUACAAAAAAUAUAACAACACACUAUACAAAACCAUUGACAGUUACCUUCUCAGGUUAACCGUCAAGUAGGCGUGGCUUAAUAUUCUAAUGAGCACAUUCUGGUCUUCAAGCUCGUUAUGCCACUAAAGUACAAACACAAGACAGAAGAGAAUCAGGAACGUAAACAUUUUGAUCCAGUUAAGAUGUCAGCACUUAAAGCUACGCCUUUUAGCUUCGUGUUUGUUGGCUAGUUCACUCCGCUUACGUUUGCUCGCUUAGCUUUCACUUGCUAAUUUAGCUUCCAUCAAACUGUCAGAUAAAACGUUCUAGCGAAUAAAAGGAUCGCAUAGUUUCACUUACAGCUUUUUUUGGAAGGUACCGUACAAGCCCCAACAGGUUUAUAAUUAUUUACAGAUGAAUCUUACGCAAGAUUUCACCACGCUUAGCUCCAUGUAAACAUUACGAGUCAUCAGUGAUUUAUGCUUCAUCCACACACCAUGUUUCCAUGUAAAAAAACAACAACAUUAUCGUAUUAGAUUGUGCUUUUCCGUUCCCUGGGGCUCCCGUCGGUGUUAGAACAAGUUCGUCAUUAUGGUUUGUUCUAACACUUUAUUUGUUUUCUCUCUGAGCUUCACAGUAACAUCUGUGACUGAAAGUCACAUACACAAAGCUUCAGCAGACGUGGAUCUGUCUCUAUGAUGUGUUUGCAAUUCUGACAUCCUGCUUGGUCGUAUGUACGCAGUUUUUACUUGUUAUAAGGACAUAUAAUUUAUCACCAAUGCUUAAUAUCUAAAAAUGUGAAAUCUCUCAAAGCGUGUUGUAUAACGUGGAUUAACUUCAUCACCCGUGCAGUGUACUGUAUAAUACCUACAGCUUAUAAAGUACAGUCCAGUGGAUGUAUUGUGUGUGAGUGUGUGUGUGUGUGUGUGUGUGUGUGUGUGUGUG
Molecule: messenger RNA, 3001 nt
Organism: Tachysurus vachellii
Lineage: Eukaryota; Metazoa; Chordata; Actinopteri; Siluriformes; Bagridae
Gene: chodl
Product: chondrolectin
Exons: 7
Coding region: 125-1012 (295 amino acids)
Biological process (GO): positive regulation of axonogenesis
Cellular component (GO): cytoplasm
Source: RefSeq, a predicted model, not a curated record